GAAGGAGUCACACAUACCUGAUGUCUACCCACACAAAGACAUCACCUCUUCUUCAAACUGAAUCGGUGUAGACGCUGGUUUCUUAUGACUUCCCAUAUGUUCCCCAGUACCCUUGGAUCCCGGAGGAAUCUCCCUUCCCAUCAUGUUAGUUGACCAAUCGACUACCCUCUCUCUCUCUCUCUCUCUCUCUCUCUCUCUCUCUCUCUCACUCUCUUCGAGCUCCCCUCUUGAUUCUCGAACGGCCCCCUAGUCGAAGACUUCGUCUGGCGUCUGGCGGCAGUUGGGAGCGAGACGUCGACACGAUAUACGACGAGUAUUUUUGUCCCGAAUUUAUUGAAUUCCGGAAUGCAAUUUAAUUUUUCAUUAACGUGUUUCUCAUGUUAUUGUAUAUAGACAGUUUUAUGAAGUUAAAAACCUGCAGUCUCUUGAUAUAAAUAAUUAUCGCGACUAUCGGGUUAAACGAGGUAAGGUUUGGAGAACGAGAAUGUGCCGGCUGAUGUAAAGGUGACGCACGAAGGUAGAGAAAGAUCGAUGAAUCCAAAAAGCAAAAAGUUGAUCAUAUUCGGCUUAAAGACUGUCAAAUUUACGUCAUCAUUAUGUUCACAAAAAACAAGUGACGAUGAACGAUAAUUUGUAUGUGUUUGCGGGCGAUCGCUCAAUGCACAAGGAAUCGCGAGAAUUGUAAGAUCGAAGUACAUCGAGCUUGCUUCCAGCUUCAUUCUUCCCAUUCAGGCACGUCGCAUUCAUCCGGCGCAGCGGCGGCAACAGCAGCCGAAGAAGAAAACAUAGUGGGUACUACAUAGUGAUCAUCAAUGCAUUCUUCCUGAUUCCGAGGUGGACCAGCUAAAGAUAAGAACGAAAAGGAACUACGAGAUGACGUGAUACGCCAAUGGAAGAGGAAUGCCGGCGUAUUAACGCGGAUCCGUUCCUCUUCCUUUGAUAACGGAGGUCGUCGUCGAGUGUCACGGGAUGCGACCCGGGCACCCCGGGAUGUCUUCUGGACGGAUUCGAAAGGCUGAUCUCUCGACCAAGCUGAUCACGAUCGAUUCAUUUCUCUAUAUUUUUUCUUUCCUGUUUCAGAUUUGGUCCUCAGAGGAAGAGGACACGGUUAAAUUCACAGAAGAAGAUACGGAGAUUCAACAAUUCAGUAUCGUCCAGUAUUGAUUGGAAAGACAUCUCGGGAAAACCAACAGGAUGACAACGAGACAAAGUUGUGGCGGCAGUUCAUCAAAAUGCGCGAAGCGUGCCUUCGUCUUCGUGUUCGCCUGGGGACUGUUGAUGAUCGCGGCAGUACAGUUUCGUCACUUGGAAAAUAGAGUUUUGCGUCAGGACAGUGGUCCUACGGCCGAGGACAGCAUCAGUAACCUGGUGGAGGUCGGUAGCAUCAACAACGAUCGAGAUGCGAAUCAAGAUUCUUCAGGAAGCUUGAGUCUAUCUCGAAUUCUCUUGGAAAGGUCUUCACUGAGCGAUUUCACCAAUAUUGGCGGCGGUAACGGCGCUGUGUUGACCACUCUAACUACUCUUAAAAACCAUUUGGAAGCGACGAUAAAUCCGCUCGAGUUGGAACCGUUGCUAGAUAAAAGACCUGCCAAGACCGAACAGCAAUUAAUCGAGGAGAUCGCCGAAAGAAUACCGAGCUUACCACUGAGCGAUUGGUCUAAAAAUAGCAAACUGACAAAACGAAGCAAUGAGAGCUGCGCCAAAUACCCACAGAUCUACGAUUUAGAAUUCAAUAACAUCUAUUGGCAAACGCUGCGAACUAAUAAUGGCACGUUUCAAUUUUUCGGUGCGUUUUACGACAAUCGGAAAUUAUCCAAGAUUGGGCCGGCAAUAAGGAUCGUUGGUAUGAUCGAUCGAAUUGAACCAAUCGUGAAGACAUAUUGUCAAUUAUGGUACGAAGGCGAGAAUGAGCCCAAGAUUGUCGAGACGCUCGAAUAUAAGUAUAUAUGGUAUCCUAAAUGGGGCAAUUACAAGCAGGGCAUUUAUCAGCCAUACGUGAUAGCAUGUAGGGUGCCACCACAAGCGCACGGUAAGCCACCGUCGUCCGUCUCCAUAGUGGAGAAGCGUUGCGACACGGCCACCAAUCAUCUCCGCGUAAUUUAUAACAAGCCCGAACGUAAAAAGGACUUUGCAGUGUGCGUAAAAGGGCUGGACUUUCUGCAUGAGGAUCUGUCGGUUCGACUGGUUGAAUGGAUCGAGCUGAUCAACCUGUUGGGUGCUGACAAAAUCUACUUUUAUGAGCUGCAGGUACACCCGAACGUAACCAAGGUGCUGCGGCAUUAUCAGCGUCUGGGUAUGGUACAUGUGACCCCAUUAACCCUGCCGGGCGGACAGCCUAACGUGCCUGCCUUCCAGCACAUGUAUCUCACGAAGAAAACCAAUCACAAACGGCAAAAUGAACUAAUACCUUACAACGAUUGUUUGUAUAAGCAUAUGUAUGAAUACGAGUAUAUCGCACUGUUGGACGUCGACGAAGUGAUUAUGCCCGUGAAGGACGCGACCUGGCAAGAGCUGAUGCGCCGGGUAUUGCCCAAGGCCCUACAAAUACGGAAUGAGACCCGUGCCUCGUACAACGUCAGAAACGUCUACUUCCUCGACGACCUACUGCACUCUCAUGGUUACUUCAAGGACAUACCCAAGUAUAUGCAUAUGCUUCAACACGUGUACCGAUCGAAGAACUUUACGAAACCAAAUCAAUACAUCAAGUGUUUCCAUAAUCCAGAACGAGUGGUCACUCUGCACAAUCAUUUUCCCUUGGCAUGUCUGGGUGCUGGAUGCACUAGUUAUCCCAUCGAGACUGAGGAUGCGCAGCUGCAGCAUUAUCGCGCCGAUUGCGUGCGAUCGUUAAAGAAAACAUGCGUGGAAUAUCGGGAGAAUAGUGUGGUAGACACGACGAUAUGGCGUUAUAGGGAUAAGCUGAUCAACAGAGUCACCGACACUCUGAAAACUCUCGGCUUCUUCGGGUCGAGAUAGCGUCAGAGAUUGAUCUCCCUUUUUUUUACUUUCAUUUCUCUCUCUCUCUCUCUCUCAUUCGAUCGGUUGAGAAGCGAUGAAUCUAUCAGCGGGAGGUAAUUGCCGGUGGGACUUGAUCAGAGAUUUAAUUGAACAGAUAAUAGGGAUUGGUAACCGAUAGAGUUGAUUCAUUUUUAGUGACAGCGUAAUAUUGCGUCUUUUAUCUUUAUGUGUUGUUGCGUGAGAAGAGCGUGGAUCGAUAACCUUUGUCUGAUGAUAGUGCUGUCAGUAUAUACAUAUAUAUAUAUAUAUAUAAGUACAUAGGCCGUGUCUUGAGUGACAAAAUAUUCUCAGCCUUAUUAAAUAAGGUUAUCAAUCAAGAAUAUUAUUGACACCGGAACAAUUGAUCGUUUGUGUGAGAAUUAAUUUAAUAUAGAAUUCAUUAUAUCGCCUAAAGUAAAGUAGCGUAUAUAAAAAACGGGAUUUAAUUUUUUAAGGUUUUUAAGC
Molecule: messenger RNA, 3459 nt
Organism: Atta colombica
Lineage: Eukaryota; Metazoa; Arthropoda; Insecta; Hymenoptera; Formicidae
Exons: 5
Coding region: 1195-2973 (592 amino acids)
Source: RefSeq, a predicted model, not a curated record